This is a messenger RNA of Bombyx mori (domestic silkworm), 7747 nucleotides long. RefSeq lists its product as uncharacterized. The record is from RefSeq and is a predicted model, not a curated record. NCBI's taxonomy places the organism in Eukaryota, Metazoa, Arthropoda, Insecta, Lepidoptera, Bombycidae. The coding region runs from base 336 to 6671 and encodes 2111 amino acids. The transcript has 51 exons.
UUUUCAUUUUUUUUUGCUUUUGUUGUCUUGGAAUACUUACCCUAAGCUUUUCGGUAUUUCGAUCUCUCAUUCGAAAUAAAAUAAAUGGAAAUGAGACAAAUAUUUAACAAACUGGCUUGAAUAAAAAAAAAACUUAGUUCGAAAAGUGACAUAUGUUUUGAAACUUCAAAGCCAUUCAAAUCGGCCAUGGUAUACGAAAUGUGGUAGUUUCAUAAAAAAAUAAAUAAAAAGUGACAAAAAAAUCGCAAAAACGUUGUUUAAUCACAAAAAACAAGGAAUAUCAAGAUAAUUACAAAUUUACGUAUGCUCUUGAAAAAGUCGUGAUUUUUACGAAAAUGUCCAAUAAAAAAUCUCAGGCGCCAGCAGGUGGAGACGCUCCUCCACCAGUCGACAGAAAGAAGGACGAUAAGAAAAAGGGAAAGGAAGAACCGCCAGAGCCGGAAGAAAUACCGAAGACACCAUCGCAAAUCGAUAGAGAGGAAGCGGAAUACCGUGCUCUGAUGAGGAAGCUGAGGUUCAAGAGGAAAUGGCCAGAGAUAACCAAGGUACCUAUCAACACGAGGCCCUGGAGACCACCCGCGGGACACAGGAAAAUACCUCGCAUCGCUAUUGACCUGCCCGAGUUGACUCUGAGGAAAUGGGUGCCUCCGUACCGGAGACGCCGUCGUCCCAGGCCUAAGCUGCAGAGAAUACCUCCUGAGGAGUUGACGCAGCCUCUAUACGAGGGGGCCAAGUUGAAGAAGAUCUGGCACAAUUUCACGCAAGUCGAGAAGAACAAGAUGAUGCUGCAGGGUAGCAUCGGCUGUAAUUCUAGAAGAUAUUCGUCUACCGCCUGUGGUUCGCAGACCGGUUGCAUAGCGGCCGUGUGCAGGGCGCUUUUAGAUGAGAAAAGUUCAAAGGAGCUUACCAAGAACGACGUGGAUGAAGUGAUUGAGGCGGCUGAUAGAUAUUAUCACCAGUGCAUGCUGGCUAUGAAGUGCUAUAAGGGAAAACCUCAACUUCAACUGAACCAGCUUCUGACGUCAUUCUUCUUUCACGACACGAAGUACACGGUCAAGAUGGAACAGGUGGACAAAGGACUCCUGGCCAAGCACCCGGAUAACAUUCAGGCUGAACUGGAUUUGAUGACCAUGAUGGAGAAGCGCGCCGGCACAGCGUACAUGAUGAUAUUGACCGUCGGUGGUAACCGUCACUUUUUGAUCUGGAGCGAGCUGCCCGAAGCUGGAGGUCAGGUCAAAACCCUCUGCUACAUCUUCGACCCGCAUAUGCUGGACGAGCGAGGGGUGCCGAACAAGCUAUACGGAGCCGGGGCGUUUUUGCGUUACGCUGGCGUGUCAUCGUUUGUCCUGGACUUUCUGACGAACUAUGGCGACUUGGACUCGGCCAAGAAGGGCACACCGAAGCCACCGAUAACCCUGACCAACAUCGAAGUGGUCCAAAAAGAGCGACUGCUUCGGGAGCCGACCUUCGAGCUUGAUUUGAAAGCUCUGAAGAUACACUGCCGCAGCGAGUGGGACAACAUCAACAUUAACGCUCUCAUCGAAAAGAAGAGAUAUGAGGGUAAAUAUCCUCAAGGUUCCCUCAGUGCGGUGAGCAUAGCUACAUCAAGAGCCACCUCUAGGAGGAAAGUUAGAGAUUUCUACCAGAAGAGCCCUAAAGAGCCUCCGCCGCAGCUGCCGGUGGCUCCAGAGCGUGCACCGGCCGCCAUGACCCAAGAUCAGAUAAUGUCCUUGAGAGGAGAAGACUUCUUUCUCUACUGCCCCAGUGUAGACGGACAUUUCUAUGGCAGAGACGACAUGAUACCGCGUCCGAAAUCGGAGACCGUUCUCCACAGUCCGGUCGAAAUAGCCGAUAGGAACUAUCACUCGCAGUACCAGCAGCUUGACGUUGAGAAGUGGAUCUUGCGGGGGACCAGACACAUGGCCAGUUUCAGGUACCAAACGUUUAAGACGUAUACUGGUGUGGCGUGUUGCGUGGCAGCCCUAGCCAUGCUCCGGAGGUACAGGGCUCGAGCCUGGAACGAGGAUAUUAUUGACGAAACCCUGGAUCUAGGAUACAAUCUUUACAGGGAAUCUUUGUUGGAAAGAGGCGGUGCUAUCAGACAGUUGGUACUUGGAGAGUUGAAGGACACAUUUCUCAUACGCGACAAGGAAUACAAACACAAGCAACGGGGAAUAGCGGUCUGGGGGAAAGUUAUAUCUUCGAGCCCCAACGUCUUGGACCUUUGUCGGGGCGUGGAGACGUUCUUCAAGGAGGCAGACACUGGACUCUUUCAGAUACCGGGCGAAUUCGAAGUGGCCAUUUGGAACGAGGGCGGAAAAUAUUACAUUUACCAUCCGUGGCCGGCUGAUAAAUACGGGCAUAAGGUUGGUCUCCGCGAAGACGGUAAGGCUUGCUUGCUGUACUUCACGCGCGUGAGCCGCCUAUGCGAGCUACUGACGGAGAGUGCAGGCGACAAGAAGCGGGGCGCGUUCAGUAUAUCGGACAUAAAAGUUUUUCAGCGCGAAGGGAUACCACCACCCAUUAACAAACUCACACCGGUGGCACCAGGUCGUUGGGUCAUCAAGGGCCACUUUCACGAGGGCGAUGCCAGGUUUCCGGAGGAGCAUCGCAACAAACAGGCCACCCCAACAUCGAUAGCAGCCAUUGCCAUGGCGAAUGUCGUCAGUCCUGACGAAUGGACCCCAGAUGACAUCGAUGAGAUUUUAAUCAGAGGCGACGUUCUCUAUCAAAACACGAUGGAACAUCUGGAGAAGAUGGGCAUCGAUUUGAACGCUCCUAAACUUGACGAGGAAAUGGACGAGGAGGAAGAGGCUCCACCCACCGGAACGCUGUCUGCCAUUCACGUAAUUAAUCGGUUUAAGAUAACAGAUUACGAUUGUAUAGAGACUGAAGUUUUCGACAGUAUGUACAACGGUCAAUUAAAUCCUGAUACUUCCUCGGGAAUGAUUUCGCUCAAGGCUUCGUUGGAGGAGUUCUUCAAGGGAAACAGUUACGGCGUUGUGACCGCCAGAGGGGGCUCGAUGGCUGUUUGGAAAGGCGAAGACCAUCUCUACUUGUUCGAACCCCAUGGCUGCGAUAAUAGUGGAUUCCCGUCAGACGAGACAAGAGCAGCAGCGUGCCUCAUUAGGUUGAGUGGCGGCGCUUCCGAGCUAGCCGACGCGAUCCUAGCUAACCUCUCUCCGGGGUCCGAUGACAGCUUCAAUAUAUCUCCCGUCUCCAUAACCGCGACGAGGCUGAACAUGGCCAUCGGAGUUCCUGAAACCAAAUUGGAGAGUAAAGCCUUUGAAUGGAUAUCAAAAGGCACCGCUGCCAUCUUGAGUGGGCCGCGUGGUGAGAAUACCGCCAUUGGGAAAGUCGCCACUAAAGUUGGAAUCGGGGCAGAUGACAUGUCGGGUCGAACUCUGGCUUUGCCUUCAGCGGCCGCUUUUGCCGCCGCCACAGAAGCAGUUCCACCACCGUUCAUGCAUAGAGAUCACAUUUACAAUUUCCUUGAUGCCGGUGCGGAAUAUUAUCUGAACCACGUCAAGAAGACUGGCCGUAAAGAAAUUAAUGUAGAAGACCUUAGCGAGAAGUUUGAGAUGGGAGCCAACACUUUCUCUAUAGAAAUCGGUGAAGCUGUGAAGUUGCCGUUGAGAUUGCCAGAUGAGCCUGCCGGAGAAGGUGAAGAGGAAGAGUCUGGUGAUAAAGAUGAGGUGGGAGAAGAGCUGGAAGAAGAGGAAGAGGAAGCACCUAUGAAACAAAUAAAAGAUGCACUGUUCAAACUGUGGAAUGACGACACAAAGCCGACGACGAUCAGCUUGCUGGUAGGUGAUUACCAUCAGCUCGGCGUGUGGAUGGCGUCGAGCGGGAAAGUCGUUGCGUUUGAUCCUGCGCCCACAGUUGGGAAGGGAAUGCUGACCGCACAAAGGAUCAAGAAAGGUGAUGAGCUCCGCCUGCAAAGAAUUAAAGAUGAAAUGGCUGGUGAAGACGCAGGUGGAGAUGAGGAGGCGGAAGAUGAGGAGGAAGCUGGUGGCGAGGGCGAGGAAGUGCCGGAGCCGGUUCCGGAGUUUGUGCCCCCGGAAUCUGCCGCUGCCCUGAUGGUGUUCGCGAGCCCGGGGGAGCUCAUCGACAAGCUGGUGAUCCAAGGGGGCCUCGAUCGCAAGCAAUGUCUAGCACCGUACAAGCUGUAUGGUGUUACCGUGAAGAAUGAGCUUAGUUCGGUUCUGAAGGAGAAGAGGCCGAGCUCGAGAGAUGACGCGGGAGACGGCGGUGAAGAAGAUGAAGAAGAGAGCUUAGUGGAACCACUGGACGACUCCUGCGUGGGGAAGUACAUGGACCGCAUCAGCCGCGUCCUAGCUUCGGUCAGAGGAAGACUGGCACAAGACGAGGAAUUCUUUUUAGAGCAUCGGAACAGAGAUCACCAGGACGCGGCGAACUCUAUAAUGGGUAUAGUGGUCGAGAACAUCGAACCUCACAUCCACUGGAAGCCGCAGCUGAUCGACGGAAUCCUCAAGUACGGAGACAGGGUCCACACGAUGUCUCUGCCCAGAGCUUCUGCUCCGCCAGGACUACGCCCCAACGAGAUUAUCGACCAGUUCCACGUCACCAAUUUUAAUGUCAGACUAGAGAUUGAGAGCGAAGCUGUGACAGGCGAACUGAAAGCUGGAGAAACAGGUGCCGUACUUAACUUGAAGAGAGCCAUCAAUAGAUUCUUUGAAAGCUACAAGCACGGAGUGAUUUGCGCUAAGUCAUACUGCGUUGCGGUGUGGAAAGCCACAGACGACAAGGCUAUUUGCCUGUGGGAGCCUCAUGCUGUAGGUCCCAAUGGAAGAACGUCUCCUGGAGGGGCGGCGGCCCUCGUCAUGUAUUCCAAUGUCGAAGACCUGGCCAGCACUAUAACAAGUAACGUUGAGGGACUGGAGAGACCGGGAUCUAACAGGUUCUGCAUAACAUCUGUGAAAGUGUUUUGGGAGUUUGCCAAGCUGUCGGGUCCGGUAUCGCAGCAGGGUAAGGUGCCAGACGAAGGUUACGAGUGGAAGGUGCUGAGCGCGUACGUGGAGACCGCGCGCGGCAAGACCAUACUCCGCGGGACCAGACCGCCCGAUCUUGUCAAGUUCACGAGGGAUGCGUUACUGCAAUCAUCUUGCGGUGCCAUAGUGGCUGCUUGCAUGUCUCACGUGAGGCGGCCCCCGCUAUGGACACGGAAAACUGUUGAUGAGAUUAUGGCGGUGGCCGGCCACUUGUUCAAUGCGUCCCUCGGAUCGUUGGGCUACGAAUUCAGACCCGGCGAGGACGUGUUGCUGCCAUUACAAGUAUUGAAACGUUUCAUACUGGGCGUGAACUACGUCCGCUACGAACUGGAUGCAGUGUACAGCGGGAAGCUCGCGCAGAAGGAGCCCACGGAAAUGACCGUCAGAUGUGCUCUGGAGCAGUUCUUUGAGGGUCACACGCACGGGAUAUUGUGGUCGGUGCCGCACGCCGUGGCCGUGUGGCGGGUGGCGGGGUCGCCGCCCUUCUACAUGAUGGAGCCCCACGCCUGCGGACCAACGGGCCUGAGGGUUGACGCGCAGGACGACGGAGCCGCUUGCGUCAUGACCUUCACUUCAGCGAAGAUGUUGGCGUUCUCGUACCUCCAGAACGUGCCAGCUACGGAACGACUGAAGCACGACUUCCAACUCUACGCAAUGUCGGUCGCUGUUCACCCGAUCUCCAAGACGGGCGGAGUCCAGCCGCCUCUGGUGCGGUCGAAACCUGGUCUAGCACUAGUGCCGGCCACCAGCAAGGUCGGUAUUGAUGGCACGAAGCGUCGCGCUGACGAGAAGGACAGGAAGCAUCCGCCGGGGAGCGCCACGUGCUUGGACGCACAACGCGCCUCCGAGCUCCAGGAUAAAGCCAUGAGCAAACUGAAGGGUCAACGUAACACGAGCGGAUGGUUGGUGUUGAACGACGGGACUCAGUACCUGUCGGCCCAGCAUUCGAUGUCCUGCAGGAAGUUUACGAAAGCUUCCCGUGGAUGUCAGGCUUUGGCAUGUUCAAUAAUGGCAGUGGCCAUGUCAAGAGUGGAAGACGUGUGCCGUUGGUGCUCGUCCACCCUCGACCAGAUUCUGUACAGCGGGGACCAGCUCUACCAGGACAGCUACCUGCACUUUAAGGCCAAAUCCAGGAUCCUCGGGAUCGAACAAAUUCUGCGUAAAUUCUACACGCCCGGUAACUGCGUGUGUAGAGUCGUCAUAUACAAAGCGAGGCAGACUGGUGUUGUUGAUGGAGAUUUGGUCUCGCAGUUGAUUGAAUUCUUUCGUGAAGAGAGAUACGGUGUGUUCGUGGCUGGUAAAGGCGAUAUAGCUGUUGCACUGUUCAGGACACCCAGAGGGUACUACAUGUUCGACCCCGCGGACAGAGAUCGCUACGGUCGAGCAGUCCCCCCGCCCUGCACUGGAAGAGCCAGGGCCUGCCUCUCGCAAUACCCUAACGUCCAGUCGUUGGCAGAAAAGCUGUAUCCUAACAUACCGCCCGUCGUCAAUGACACUGGACUCGGUGAAGAAGCUGGGACUAAAUCUCCACAAACGAAAUCGAAGAGCGAUUUGGGACGAGAUGACGAUAAAGAGGUCCGAUUCGAGCAGCCAGCCACAUUCUUUAUAUACGGAAUGGACGUUACAAGUCUACGUAGACUUAAUUAUCACGAGAAGUGACAAAAAGGACAGCACACUGAACAGUAAACAAUAUAAUUACGAACUAAAGAUGUUUGCGUUGAGGUUUAAUAAAAAAAAAAAAUACCGUUCCUACAUCUGUAGUACAAAUUGUGAAGCAACACUACAUCUGUAUUUAAGUCACUUUGUCACAUCAUCAUCAUUCUCCUGUCCUUCUCACAAUAACCUAGGGUCGGCGCAACAUGUUUUCUCUUUUCAUACUCCUCUAUCAUAAACCAUUUCUUCGCUCACUCCCUUCUUACACAUAUCGUCUUUCAAGCAAUUCAUCCAUUUCUUCUUAGGUCUACCUCUUCCUCUAUAUCCUUCCACAUUCAUGGUUAACAUUCUUACCAACCUCAUUUUCAUUUCCUCUCAUCACAUGUCCAUACCAUCUCAAACGCGCACUUCUCAACUUCUCUGUCACAGGUGCCACGUUCAGACUUCCUCUGUUCUUUGUCACAUUAUCAAUGAAUAAUAAUGCUCUUUAUGCUUUAUUAAGUACCCAAUGUCUUUAGUUCUAUAUUAUUCGAUUAUCUAUUCCGAAUUGUUUUGUUAAAUUUUGCAUAGCUAUAAGCGGAUUUGUUACAAUUUUGCAAUGCAUUUGAUGAUUGGCAUUUAAAUUUCUUGUACCCUAUUUUUGACGCAAUCUUGUUAACUGUUUGCAGUUUAUAAUGACCUCAAAGUACUUACACUACAUUAGAAAUGGAGAGUCUGAGACACAAUGCUUGCAAAUGAAAAUGCCAAUAUUUUCACAUUACAAGCAGCGGCUCAAAUCCACUGAUCAAUAAUUCAUUGUGAUUGAUUGUUUUUGUAUUUUCGUGAAAAAUUCAAUACGAAGAUAGCUUUGUAAAAUUAAAGAUUUGUAAGAAUUUGAGAGGAGAUACUUUCUCGUCAUGUUUUAGUGUAAUGACAGCGAUAUGGACGGUGUUAAAUUUCUUUGAGAGGAAAAACCGAAAAAUUUUGGCCGAUGAUAGAAUAAUUUUUUUAUUUCUAUAAAAUUGUAAUGUAUUAAAAUGUGAAUUGUGUUUGUUAUUUUUUAUCGCAUUUCGUAUGAACGAAUAAAGGUCAUGGCUUUGGAA